AGUAUCAUGAUGACGAACCUCGGGCGGCUGCUCCAAGUUCCCAUUGACUUCAGAAAGAAGUCUUCUCAGAGUAACAAAUCUGUGGCAAGCGUCAAUUCUAACUUUCAUUCAGCUACAAAGGGAACUGUUCGGCCGAAUCCAAACUUGAACGCCGAACUAGCGGCCCGACAACUGAACGCAGCAUUCCAGGGAGUAAAAAGUGAUGCAGUAGCAAUCAUAAACAUUCUGACAAGUCACAGCAAUCACCAACGGCAGAAGAUAAAACGACAUUACAAAAUUCUCUAUGUCAAAGAACUGGAGAUCGACAUUGCCAAUGAACUUGGGGGUCACUUCAGAGAUGUCGCUUUAUCGCUGCUUCAGACACCACAGGACUUCGUGGCGGAUAACAUCCACAAGACUCUCAAGACAAUUCGGCCACAGGAGUCAGUCAUGGUGGAGUUGCUCUGUGGACGAAGUAAUUCGAGAAUACGGCUAAUUAAAGAAUCAUAUUAUAAGAAAUAUGGCCGGAGCUUGGACAUGGCAGUGAAACGAGAGAUGAACAGUGAUCUGAGACGCCUCAUGAGGAUCCUUCUAACUACAGAACGAGAGGAGACUGAAGUGAAUGUAUAUCAGGCCCACAAGGAGGCUCAGAUGCUGGCCCAUGCUGGUGUGGGAAUGAGAUAUGGAACAGACGAUGCUGUUAUUGCUGAACUACUGCUCAGACGCAGUUAUUCACACCUCAGGGAGAUGUUUGCCGAGUUCCAAGCACUGAAGCAGCAUCCCAUUGAGGACAGUAUCCGUCUCGAUUUCCGGGGAGGACUUCGUGAUGGAUUGCUUGCUCUUGUAAAGGCUGUAAACGACCCUGUCGAGUUCUUCACAGACCAAAUAAGGGCUGCAUUCAGAGACCCUGAACCUAAUGAUUACCAGUUGAUUCGGCUCUUAGUAGCUAGGUCAGAGAUGGACCUUGCCAAUAUAAAAGACUGUUACGUCGAGAAGUACGAUUCAAAGCUGUGGUCCAUCAUAACAGAAGAAACCAGGGGAGAUUACAGGAGGAUACUUCUUAGGUUGCUUGGUUAUUGAAUCAGAGGAAAUUACCUGCCACAAGAAGAGAGAAUAGUUUCAUUACAUAAUAUUGUUAAGUCUUAAGAUUCUGUAACCAACUUCUCUAGGUAUGCUGAACACUACAGUCAUUAUGCAGUCUAUCCUUGUUACCUAACAGAAGGGUUCAUUAAUUUCAAUAGCAAAAAUUGUUUUAAAAUAUUUAGGCAUCUAGCAACUUCUGGCUAACAAACAACUACAGAUAAUGAAUAAGAUUAUCUCCAGACCUGUCAAAGUUUUUAUUGAAUUAGGCAGAAAAAAAACAUAUGCCAAAAAAUAAAAAUAUUAGUACUUUUAAUCAGGGUCACUUUAACCGAUGAGCAAAGUGCACAGCUUCCAUGGGCCCCCUGAUUUUAGGGGCUCCCACUGUGCAGGAACUGGUACUAUGUGCUUAAAUUUUCCAAAAGUACUCUCACUAUCAUCUUGCUGGAUGUUAUGACACAUAACUUGGUAGAUGUGUACUGAACAUCUAGGAGAAUGCACUGCCUCCAUAUUAAGGGUUCAUUAGGUCAAGCAAGCAGAGGUCUGCUUACUGCUUGCUUCUUGCUGGUUGCUUGCCUGGCAUAUUCUUCAUCCCUGAAAAUGGAGGCAAUAUGUUCCUCUGAAACGUCGAUAAACUUGUACAGACUAUAUGGUGUUGCAUCCAAAAAGACAGUACUGUCUAUAACAUAUUUCAAGGAAAGCAGUGCAGGAGUCCGAGCCAUCACAUACAGACACACAAGGUGAAGCCAACAGACAUGCUAUGGCAACUUUGCAAAAAUGUAGUUUUAUAUAAAAUAGGGAGAACAGUAUAAGGAUCUUCAUAUACAAGGAACAUUCAAAUUCAGAUUCUGAAUGAGAAGGCAUGAGAUUCCUCUUUUAUCAGUACCUCUAUGAGCUCUUAACUACAUUACACAAAGGAAAUCUUAGCAAAGCUGGGACAAGCAGAAAGAACAGGAAAUUUAAGUUAUACCUCUUAUAUUAAAAAAUACAGAAACCAAUAUGAAAAUGCUCCAAGGUUCCCAAGGUGGUGACAGUAUCAUGAGACAAAGGCAACAAAUGACUGAAACACUGGUACGGAACUACCGAACUACAAAGGGUCACUUAGUGAAAAGACCAUGAUUUUACUUCCAUGGCAUACCUGAAAAUACAUGUAAAUAAAUAUUUUGAAUUUCACAGCAUGUAUUUUCAGGGUGCUAUUUUACUUCAACUUGGACAUAUACAAGACUUGUCCCAGCAGUGAAUUUUAGAUACUUUUAUUGAUUGUCUUUUGAAUUACAAAGACUAGCAAAAUGAAAUAAUUAUGUACAUAACAUUAACAAGUCUUUAUAUUUCAUAUCUAUAUUACAAUAUUUUACAGACACUCAAGUCAGUAUGUAUAUAUUUUUCAUUCUCUACAAUAGUAGUACAAAAAUAGAACUACAGAUUAAUAGUAGUAAUGUUAACCUAUCAUCAUGAGAAAUAUGUCCAAAUAUAUUUAAUGGUAUUGCUAACAAAGUCUACAACAGUUUUUUCCUUGGUUGUACAUUUAUUUAACCCUCUGAUUGCCAAGCCUCUCCAUACAAUUACCCAACAGAAACGCCAAGGCUGUUUGGUGGUAAAUGCAGCUGUACAAGAAAAUCCAUAAAACAUUCCAGAAAUGACCAUAAACAUCAGAAACAUUUCCUGUCAAAACCAGUUCUUUCUUCUAAACAUCAAGGUGUCACAUCUGAUGUCAUCUAAAUGAGAGAACUACUAUUCUAAAUGAUUAAUGAUGAGCCAAUUUCAUCUGUGGUGGUUUUAAUUCAAGAAGAGAUCAGUUCAAAUGCCAAGACCCUUGGCCCAAAUUUCAAAAGAGGCUAAGUUGGCAAUAGCUGCUCAUCUGCUGUCUCACUCUGCUACUGGAUCUGCCUCAGUUGCAAUGUUUAAAUUCUACACACCAAAAGUCAGGGCUCAUCCUACAUGAAAGUUUGAUACAGUCAGUACAUGGCAUGCAAAGGGUUAAUAUGUCCAAUUAACACUGUGUUCAAGCUUCCUCGGGUUGUACUAGAGAAGAACAGCAAGGAUUAUAAAUGGGACCAUGUUAACCAAGAGCAAACCAGAUUACCUUUAUUUUAUUAAUAACCAAUUUAACUCUAUAUCUCUCUGAAUUUUUAAAAUAUUUUACAAAUUGGUAAUGUACACUUCACAUUACAGAGAUUGAAACAACAAAUCUUGUCAGAAUACUGAAUGAGAAUUUCUUACACAUUCAAUAGAAGAACGGAUCUGACUUCCCUUUAUAUUUUCAUUUUAUUCAUUCUGUACUGAGAAUGCAAAGAAAAAAAUGAAACCUGGAAUAUAACGCAGUAACUUCCUUAAAUCUAGUCAAAUAUGUCAAAUUCAACUCAUGCUGUUCAAGAAUGGAGAACUUACCAUAUUUACUGGUGUGCAACAUUUCAUUGCCCUUGAGAAAAUCUUCAUAACCGUUUCCUGUCUUUUAAUAUAUUACAUAAAAGGUGUAUGUAUGAAGUACUUUCCCACAUACUUGGAACAAAAUCAUACAACAUAAUCUUAUAUUCUGUGGAGAUUCUAGAUGUUAAAUCACAGAUUCAUCACGGUUUUUUCCCAGUGUGGACCACUGGUCUACACAGUAUGUAUACGACAGACUCCCCUAAUUGUACCACUUAAAAAUCUUCUCAAUACAGCUAGGAAGCAAAUGAUUACUGUUUCUAUAGGACAUAGAAACCAUACAGAACAUAUUAUUGACAAAAUUUUGAAUUUAGAACAAGUCUGAUAUAAUUAGAAGAAUUGUCUACGCAUGCUAUACUCCAAGCAUCCUGAAUUCUGAAAGUAAGUAGGCCUAACUCAUAUUUUACAUGUAAAAGUAUAGAUUACUCCUUAUUCUGUGCAAAACGCAGUGUGUAGAGUCCCUAACAAUAACCCCAGUCACUGGGCAACUUAAUAAGUCUCUCAAAAAUCACAAUCAAAACAAUCACAAUUUGAGACACAAAUAAAAUAAUAUCAUAGCACCAAUUAACUGACUAUGUUGGUGUAUGCAGAACUUACAAUUAAGUUAAGGUCUAUGCAUAUAAAAUUGUUUGAAUCUACAAUUAGACUGAAUAAUAGGAGUCAAUUAAAAUUAAUAAACAAAUGUUAAAUAUAUAAAAAUUACACUGGAACAAAAUACAGUAAACUCUUGAAUAUGCCCAUAUGGAAUGAUUCUCAAUCAAAACCAUCACAUAUUCUUGCGAAAAUAAAAAAAUCUGCAGAGGUAUCACAUUCUUCAAAUUCAUUCCUUCAGUUAUUUGAAGCGUUACUUCUAAUUAAUGUGUUUUUGGUCUCUCACUUUCCAUAUGUUCAUACUACCAUCACAUUGUACCUUAAAAGCUCUGUAAAUUAUUUUUAUACGCUUUAAAUUUGAUUCGAGUUUUGUAAUUUAGUAAUCAUACUACUGAUUCAAUGAGCACAGUUCUAUUAUGCAAAGAAAGAAUGUCAUCAAAUGCUUAAAAUAAUCUGUAAGUACUUAAGCAUCAAUCAAAAUGUCAUAAGCUCAAAAAUAUUUGUUCCUAAAUAUAUACAUCAGACACUACAGCCUUAUACAUAAUUCUAUCAACCAUUAUUCAUCUUGCCACUGAUCCACUGUAUGCUACUUAUGGCUAGCCAUAAUGAGAGGCCCAUAAUCAGACUUGACGGUCUUCAUGAGCCAGCCUUACUCCUUCUGUCAUUUACUUAUGUAUGUUCCCAAGGUCAUGUAGUUCGUGAAGGAAACCAUCAGCUCUUUGAGAUAUGAGAUGCUCACAGCAGUGACCAUGAUGAUUACUGUCUUCAGAGAUGACACAAUGUAGCUUUGCAGAUAGGCAUCAGUUUUUAGAAAAACUACUGCCUCUAUCUUUGGGCUAACAGAUUAUCCUGAAGAUGGAAGCAGCACUUUCCUCUGCAAUGUUGGAACCUAUCCACAUAAAUAGCAUCACAUCCCAGAAGACAACAUCCUCAACAAUCAUCUGUAUAUUGCACAUAUAGUCUCACGAUACAUUUUUAUAAUCUCACGAUGUAUUAUGGCCGCAUUAUGUUAACCGCUUCUAUACGAGCAGACCAAUUAGGUCAAUGGGGCAAGUCCUGAUAGGUCUAUUAUAACCCAAUUUGUCCAAUGCCUGAAGGUUAGUUUCAACUGCAUGUAAUUCAUUAUUUAUAUGGUAACUGAGCUCCAGCCCUUAACGGAAAACAGCUGCAAUAGGAUUACAAUUUAAAAAGAAAAUACCAGAAAGUAUCAACAAUCUUAAACUAGUUUAGAAAGUCAAAAUUUUUUGAUUAUCCUGAAUUUAUAAUUACAUAUUUUUUUCAUAUUUGUUUUCUUAUUCCUUGACAGUCCAACAGACUUGUAAGUUAAAUUUUUACUUAAGUCUAAAAAAUAAUUACACUAUGAAUAAACAAAAAGAAAUAAGGACUUAUAAAUGAUUAAAUUGGAUAUUAUUAAAGUUAACUGAAAUACUUCUCAAUGAAAAUUAGAGGUGAUCAAAUCAAAGACGGAACAAUAAUUUGCAGUUAUGUGAAAAGUCCCGAGAACGCAACUGUUGGUAAGUCAGGGGAUAUGUUCUAUUCAACUGUUGAUGAGAAAAAAUACCUGUUUUGAAGAAAUAACAAAAUACAGAACAUUAACAUUUGUCAUAACCUACAUUAUACCACUUCAGUUUCAUCCUCUUGUUUUAAGACCAAUCUAAGAUAGAAUAACUGAAAAUUAUUACUGUAAAAUAGAAGGAAAGUCCUAAUGUUUCAUAACAACAAAUGCAUCACCAUCAUCCCACUUAAUUAUACCUCACUGAAAUAUAAAUACUCUGUCACUGUAAAGUGCAGUCACAUCUGUGGACAAACCAGUAACACAUUAGGUUCCCUGUAAUUUUAAAAUAUAGUACAGGUUAAACAGUGGUACGUGGACAGCCAAACAAAAGACCACCGAGGGGUUCUAGGUAAAGAAAUCAAGUGAGAGAAGGUAAACAGAGCAAAGUAGAGAAAGAUAGCACAAAGUUAUAAAACGAGGGUUUAUAGGAGAAUACAGAAAAAUAGAGAAAGUUCUACCACAAGAUGUUCCAUUCUGGUUAAAACACCAAUGUAUGAUGAUCACGGGGUAUAAAAACUCUUGAAAAUCUAGUAGUCAGACAAAUGUAAAAGUCACCAGAAAAGCGUGCAUCUAUUUUGAUGCCUUGACCCCCACCCCCCCCACCCAACUUCUUUCAAAGCACUCAAAGACAAGAUAAUGGCAAAUCAAAUAUAAAUUUAUGUGACAUAAUACUCUGUCCAGAGAUUUACAGUUGUAACUGAAUGUGAACGUCACAUUUGCAAAAGCCAACUCCAGAAAACCCUGUGGGAAACUGGUCCCCCAGGCAAAAUUUUUAAGUCACAAUAAGCAAUCAGUCAACUAAGGGGGCUAUUUGGAAAGUAACCUCUGCUGAGCUGUUAACAAAGCUAAUAUGAGAAAAAAUGUAUUAUAUACAAAAAUUACAUAUAUACUUAUGCUACUUCUUGAUGUAGUCACCACUAGAAUUGAGGCACUGGCUGUAUCAGGGAACAAGCUUUUGUAUGCCUGUUUCAAAGGAGUCUGCCACCUGUGAACUCAACCACAUUGUGAAAACCUUCCAUUAACUCAUUAUUGCUGAAGCACCGUGAUCGCAACCAUUUUUUCACGUAGGUAAACAAGUGGUAGUUGCUAGAAGCAAGAUCAUGGCUGUAAGGACGGUGGUCAAACAACUCCCAGCUGAAAUGCUCCAGCACAAGUGUGAGCUGCUGCAUGCGAACAGGCAUUGUCAUGGAGGAGCACCACACCAGGUGUCAGCACUCCACACCUUUUGUUCUGAAUGGCAAUAUAGAGCUCUUCUAUUGUUUCAGAAUACAUAACAUGGCUGAGCUCACAGGCAGCAGACUUCUUUCACAGGGGCAUACAAAAACUUAGUCCCAAUACAAUAAGUGCCCCAGUUCCAGUACUGACUACAUUGAGAAGCUGCUUAUGUAUGUACAUAUUUUAUCAAACAAACAAACAAACAAACAAACUCAAACUCCGUGGUUUUAGUCCGCAA
Molecule: messenger RNA, 7082 nt
Organism: Cryptotermes secundus
Lineage: Eukaryota; Metazoa; Arthropoda; Insecta; Blattodea; Kalotermitidae
Product: annexin-B12
Exons: 8
Coding region: 7-1059 (350 amino acids)
Cellular component (GO): cytoplasm
Molecular function (GO): calcium-dependent phospholipid binding; calcium ion binding
Source: RefSeq, a predicted model, not a curated record